Messenger RNA from Malassezia globosa CBS 7966, 1257 nucleotides. RefSeq lists its product as uncharacterized. Lineage: Eukaryota; Fungi; Basidiomycota; Malasseziomycetes; Malasseziales; Malasseziaceae. Gene Ontology annotation, biological process: basic amino acid transport; transmembrane transport. Gene Ontology annotation, molecular function: basic amino acid transmembrane transporter activity. Bases 1 to 1257 code for a protein of 418 amino acids. The transcript has a single exon. Gene Ontology annotation, cellular component: plasma membrane; fungal-type vacuole membrane. The record is from RefSeq and is a predicted model, not a curated record.
AUGAACCAGUUCUUGAUCGCACGAACAUUGGCAGGCUUGGGUGGUGGUGGUUUGAACACUCUCAACAGUGUCAUUAUGUCGAGUCUGGUGCCACUCAAGUCUCGAGGCGUGUAUCAAGGGUUGUCAAAUAUCGUAUACGGCCUAGGCGUUGGAACAGGUGCCCCUUUAGGCGGCUUGUUGAAUGACAAGAUUGGCUGGCGUGGUGCUUUUUAUGUGCAGAUCCCAAUCUUGCUGGUAGCGCUGCUGGCUCUAUCUUGUUUCCUUGGGCAUGAUGAGGGCAUUCAUUUUGGGCCAGGUGACUCGAUUUGGAGACGGCUCAAGGAUGUCGACAUCCUGGGCCUUGCUUUGUUCGCGUGUGUGCCAAUAUCAUUUCUGCUCGCGUUCGAUUUGGUUAGUGUGCAAAAUGCGCCCUUGUUCGAUAAGUAUGUUAUGAGUGCCAUUUUCAUUGCUCUGAUUGCUUUUGUUCUCUUUCUGGCUGUUGAACGGACGCUGCCACGUUUUCCCUUGCUGUCCUUUUCCAUCCUUUCGAUCCGCUCUGUCUGGUCCACGGCAAGUGCGAAUUUUUUUAUCAGCAUGGCGUUGAUCAGCUUCAACUACUUCUUCCCAUUCUUUUUUCAAACGGUAGCUCAAAUGCCAGCCUCAGACGUGGGCCUUCGAAUGAUGCCUGCCAGCUUUGCCAUUGGAGUUGGCAGCUUGGCCGCAGGCUUUUACAUGCGCCACUACGGUCGAUACUAUGGCUACCUAUGUGUCAGCGUGGUUGUGUUGUGCCUCUCCUGUCUUCCGAUGGCUUUUUACUCGUCCAAUCCGCCUAAGCUUUUGCCUUUUGUAUUUAAUGUGCCGCUCACAUUUUCUCAGGCUGGGUUUUUCACAUGUGCACUUGUGGCUCUCGUCCAUGUGGUCAGUCAAGAAUCUCUGGGUGUGGCAACUGGUAUGAACUAUCUUUUUCGUUCCACCGGGCAGGUUAUGGGCAUUUCCCUGUCUGGAUUUCUUUUACAAUGGACACUCUCCGACGAGCUUGGCAAACGGAUUCUCGGCCCUGGUUCCGAUGAGCUGAUUCUUCAAAUUCGUCAUGACUCGACGAUCCUGCCGUCACUACCGGCCGACCUGCGCCACGAGGCACUCUUGUCCUAUACUUCUGCGUUACACAACGUCUUUCUUUUUAUCAUUGGAUGUUAUGUGUGUACUAUGAUCUUAUCUUUCUUCGUCGAGAACAAACACCUGGACGAGCCUUUUUCUGAUGAGCAAGAUACCUCUUGA